UGACCGUUAUGCAGUAUGCUACACGUGUCUGUAAAAAUUUUGUCGAUAUACCUACCUGUCUAGCAGUUACUACUACUGAAUAGUUGUUCAUUGUCUUUGGUUAAAGUAUUAGUUAAAAAUAACUACAAACAUUAAGCUUUUCAGCCUUAUCUUUUACGCUUUUUAACUCGACACUAGGGAUCACGAAUAAUACGAAUUACGAUAUCCCAAAGGCAGUCGCUACUCGCUAACUUGCAUAGUCAAAAAUCAACAUACAACAUCGCGCAAAAUAAAUUUUUGUCAUUUAUCCACCUAUUGCGCGCAAUUUACCAUUUACGUUGGCGACACCGUACACCUGUUUUAUUGUCCAUUAAUCUACGUGUUAUUCGUUACGGUCGAGAAAGGUAGGAGGUGGCAAGUGCUCAUUAUUUCUAUAGCCGUUAACGAGCGAUUUAUUCUGCCUCGUGGUGUUCGUGCACGCGUCUUGCUCUCUGUGUCGGUCAUAAUUUAGGCGAAAAAAAUGAAUAACGCGUUUGACAUGGAAUACGAUAACUUUUUGCACUACUCCCGUCGGCUGCAGAUGGCUGACGCGCUAGGUGGCGUUUACGUGCACCUGUCUACGUUGAAGACUGCCAAAAGCCGAUUUGUGUUCACGCGUUCUUUGCUCCGCAAACACAAAAUGUUGACUCCUACGUUGAACGUCGACCUGGAAUACGAUGGACCCGCCUCGACAGCGAAGUUACGAUUAAAAGGCAACGAUUUUUUCAAAUCUAAGAUGUAUGGUAAAGCCGCCGACAUGUAUACCAUGUGUUUGGUAAGUAGUGAUCCGACCUCCGAGUGCCACGCGCUAGCACUGGGUAACCGGUCGGCCGCGUACUACCAUAUGGGUCAAUUUGAGCUUUGUCUGAAGGACGUGCGCUGGGCCAUUAUGUCUAAUUAUCCGCCCAAGCUUGCAUACAAGCUGUAUGAGAGAGCUGGGAAUGCAGAACGUAUGUUGGGCCUCGCCGAACGGGCAAAGGAGAGUUACGCCGAGUGUCUGAUACGAAUGGACGAGGUGGACAUGUCCGAGGAAAAUAAACUCAAGUUUCGAACGGCGGUCGACAUAGCUGUGGCCCAGUGUGAUGAGCGGUUGGAAGAGCGGAAAAAGACGAAGAAAGUACUUCCCGCCGAACAGCUAGUUGGUGGAAAAAAUGAAAACAUUCCAGCGCUUUCAGCCUUUGUGGAAUUGAAAAUGUCUAAAGAUAUGGGACGUGGUGUUUAUGCUACUCAUGACAUUAACCCAGGUGAUGUUGUGGCCAUAGAAGAACCUUAUAUUUGUGGGCCUAUUUCACAUCAUACAGAAGUUUGUAAUUAUAAUGGUUGCUUGAAGUUGGACGUAGCUCUUUACCCUUGUCCAAAAUGUUUAUCGGUCAGUUACUGCAAUAAAGACUGUAUGGAUAAAGCUGAUAAAGAUGGACACUAUUUGGAAUGUCCAAUCAUGUAUUUCGUCAAAUCAACACCCGGAGUAACGAGAGUGAAUGAACUUGCUAUGAAGUGGUUUUUAAAAGCCUAUUUAAAUAUGGGUCUAGAGAAAUAUUGUUCGACAGUUGAUAGCUUUUUUAAAUCUAAAAUAGAUCCUAAAACAAGGGGUUUUGACGAAAAUGGUCAAUAUAAGUCUGAUAAUUUUUUAACGGCUUUUUCUUUGGAGAGUAUUGAAAACAAACUAUCUAUAGAUCUCUUGUUUUUUUUUAACUGUAUUGCAGUUGAUAUGUUGCAUUAUUUGAUGUUAAGUGGCUUUAAAAUUCCAGAAAGUUAUAUAGCUACUGUGGGUGCUUCUUUAGUGCAUAUUUUAACUGUUUUAGAUUUGAAUUGUAGAAAGUUAAACAUCAAUGCCCCUACUAUUUCUUUUCAUAAAGAUCGCCAGGCUACUCUUACAAUAGGAUUAACUUUGUAUCCAACCAUUUGCUUGUUCAACCAUUCUUGUGAUCCAAAUAUUAAACGGAGUGGAAAUUUAUCUGAUAGAAUAAGGGUUAUGAAAGCUAUUCAACCAAUUCCCAAAGGAACUCAAUUGUGCUGUUCUUAUGGAAUAAUCUUUAUAGGACACGAAAAAGAAGCAAGGCAAGAGUUAUACAAGGAUGUUUUUAAGUUUGACUGUUACUGCCAACCUUGCAAAAUGAAUUGGCCAACUUAUCGUUAUGUACCGAAUCGCCUUUCUACAUUAAAUAUUUUAAACCCUAAAAUGGCUAAUGAUGUGCAAUCCGAGUGCAUCAAGUUUUCAGAAUUCUCCAAGUCGGUGAAACCAGAAGAUUAUCAUCUACAUUUAGAUUAUUUGUAUUCCUUUAUUAAGCUAUUGUUUACUAAUGUUAAACGGCCAUUUCAAUUAUAUGAGGAUUGUCUAGAAAUGAUAUGUAUUGCUCAUACCAUAAGUAACAAUGAAAUAAUAAGCAUUUGUGGAUAUCAAUUUUGAUAUUUCAUUUUAUGAGUUUAUGAAAAGUUAAAUAGU
Molecule: messenger RNA, 2461 nt
Organism: Melanaphis sacchari
Lineage: Eukaryota; Metazoa; Arthropoda; Insecta; Hemiptera; Aphididae
Product: SET and MYND domain-containing protein 4-like
Exons: 5
Coding region: 500-2425 (641 amino acids)
Molecular function (GO): protein binding
Source: RefSeq, a predicted model, not a curated record